ACUAUACCUUGAUAUUUUUCAUCAUACUUUACUAUGAUAUUUUUUUUAACAUAUUGUACUGACUUGAAAAAAAAAUCACAUCAGGUUUUAAUCCAUUAGGAACGCUACUUCGUUUAGACCUGCAAGAUUUAAAAUGGGUGAAAAUAUGCAAAACAUUUAGGAAAGCAAGAAUGGACUUUCACCAAUAAAUUGUUUGUUUGGUUGGUUGAUUGUUUUUUGUUUUACAUCGGUGUGGUUUUUUUUUUCAUCUAAAUGCACAUUUUGCUGGCUAGCACUUUGAAGAAACUUCAUGUUGACAGCGAAGGCACCACGACUGACACUUAAUCAACAUUUUGGACAUUCAUAAAGAACGUUGGGUUCGAUUACUCCAACAAAAUGAUUUACUACGAUGGUUUUGAUGUCAGUAUCCAGUCAUGUGUAAGAAUAAAAUCUUUAGUUAUAAGAAAUAGUUGUAUUGUGCUCUUUGACCCACGGUGAACUGUCCCUUUAAUUCGGGGGCAGAGGCAGUUCGUGGGAUUACUGUCCGCAAACACUGAUCUGCGCAUGCGCAAUAUGCAUGGCAACACUUUGGGGCAGUGAAGAAGACGAGGGUUUGCCUAUGCGCAUUUUGGGGACGACGAACGGUGAGUAGUAGUUGUUUGAGUGAUUAAUAUUCUAAAAUGACUUAAAUUUAAGCUUGUUAUAUGCAACAGAGGUCCUUCUUUCGACCUCUGUCGCUGGCUCCGGUCGUCUGAAUCAUGUGUUGCCUGUUAUCACAUCCGUUACUGAAGGCGCUCCAGUCCUACAAAUCAUCACCGGUUGUCAGUACGUGUAGCUUAAACCAGCCUGAACCCGACACACAACACUACCAAUACAGGCACAAGUAGACAUUUGGCAGCCGCAGUGAAGCUAAGCAAACAUAACUUUUAGUCUGAGUGUGUGUAUACUCUCGCUUGUUAUCCGUGUAACGGGGCGGCGGCGCUUUGUUUGUGAUGUGUCCGCCGCUUGCAGUCUAUUCUGGGAAGCUACCAGCAGCAGCAGCAGCAGCAGCAUUCCCGUAACAAAUCCAUGUGUAAGAGUGACCAGCAGCCGCCAUUGGUCACUGCUGCUGUGAUCAAGGAUGCCCCACAUUUACAGCACAGUAAAACGCCUUGUUAGUAAAACGGUAUUAUUAUUUAUCUGCUCUGUUAUAACAUUGACUCCCUGUUUGUUGCUGUAUAUACUUCUCUUUUAAAAUAUUCCUCUGUAUGUAAAACUUUAUUUUUAACAUUACAUCCUUUCUUAAUCUCUGAUGACAUGUAUGGAUCCCAUACCUGUCUGAGAUUAGAUUUAACAUUAGAACAACUACUUAUGAAAACAAAGGAUAGGUAGUAACAUUACAGGGAGAGUCCUUUGUUUACAUAUAUUUGUUUUUCAACAGGCAAAUUACCCCAAACAGACCCGCAGGAAUCAUGGGGAGUGGUAAGUUUAUUUAACACAUCGUCUGCUCUACGCCAAAGGCACAAAAAUGUUUAUGAAGCUGUCAUCUCUCAUCUCUAACCGCAUGAGAAACUCUCCUUAAAUUCUUCUUUCUUUACAUUGAUUUACAUUGUUUGUCAAACACAAUGUAGACGAUGGAAUGUCAUUUUUCAGGUUUUUCUGUCCUCUUAAGUAUACGAUUACUAUCCUCUCCUGAGGGAGUUUCCAGUUUUCCAGCAUUUUGCCUGUGUAUUAGCAUGUGUUGUGCUUCUUGAGUCAUAAGAUGAUCAAAUCGUCGGAUUUGUGAGUCACCUGACAGCCGCCAUUACUUGUUGAAUUAUUUGCACAUCAGACGUUCCCAGAGCAUGCUGUGGUAUCUUUUGUGUAGUUUCUGUAGGAGAGUUUAUGUUGGGGUGUGUGAAACAGAGGGUUACUCUGUCUCACUAAGUUCAUUCCUCCAGUUUCUCUUAUGUGGCCCAGGGAUGGAUGCCUAAAUCAAAGGACCUUUUGUUUUUAUGCAGAAAUGUGGGCUUUGGGCAGCGCUCAACUCAGCUCUGCAGCCUUUGUUUCAGUCCCCACCUCGCUCCCUCUCUCUCCCGUUUUUUGGCUUUUUUUCCAGCAUGUCUAUCCUCCUUUUCUCUAUCUGCCUCACUCCUCUGUCCUUCUCUACUUUGUCUCUUCCCCCCUUCCUCCUCCAUGCUGUUCUGCUCACUGACUCACCCCUCGUUUCCUCUCCCCUCUCUGUUUUCUCUUGCCUUCACUUGUUAUCUUCAGGCAUGCAGGACUUCUUUGUCAUACAUCUCAAGAUCUUACAACCUUUCCCCCCCUCUUGUGUAUGCCUCUCAGUGUUCCUGCCGGCUGACGCGGCCCACUCUGUGCUGCGACGACUGCGCAGGGCCAACUUCUUGUUGGAGGAGAUGAAGCAGGGCAACAUUCAGAGAGAGUGCCGCGAGGAGAUCUGCACCUAUGAGGAGGCCCGCGAGGCCUUUGAGAACGAUGAGAAAACGGUGAGUGAUCCAGACCUGCAGUUCUUCAUGACUGUAAGGCUGAACACAAAGGAAUCGCGUUACAGUCUGUUGAUUGUUUGAUAGAUUUAGGUUAUGGAGUCCUGUGUUUGUAGCUUGUUGGGUUGCUUGAUAAAUAUGACAUCCAAAAACACAAUCGAGUGCAGGGCAGUACAAAAACUUGAACUUAGGGGUUCACAGCUCUAGCUCACAUCCACAAAUUAUCAUUACUGCUGAAUAAUUAGUCGCCCAUUGUAAAAACACAUCCAUACCAAGUACUGUGUUGUAAGGUUCAUGUGUCCAGUAGUGGAAUCCAAGGCCAAGAGUGGUGGCUGUAGGAAUGUGGGUGUUUUUUCAGGAAGUGAUGAUUAUCAGCAGGAAGAACAGCCGAGUGCUUGCUGGAGACAGGGAUGUAUUUGUAAAACCAUUGUGAAAGGCCAGAGAGCAAAGUCACAAUCAUAUAGUCACUGUUUGUUCUGGGGUUGUUGCACACUGCCUUUGUGUUGCAGUAAUCCAGAUAAAAAGUAUUGUGCAGUGGAAGCCCUGUACCCGUGACUCGGUUUUCAAACACUUUUGUUCCCAAGUGUUGACACUGUUUCAGUUUGUAGUUAAACCGCUGAAUUGAUUUUGAUAGUGUUGUGUUUGUCCCCUGACUGGCUGCAGAGACGGUUCUGGGAGGAGUACGUGCGGGAGAGCAGUCCAUCUGGAGGGCUGGAGACGGUGGUAGGCGGAGUUCACUCUCUCUACUUGAUCGUGCCAUUGCUGCUGGUCGUGCUCAUCAUCGCUGCCGUUGCCAUUACUGUGUGGCGCUGCCAUUCCCGCAAACGCUCGCAGCGCAGCCCCAGCCUGGGACGCUCACAUCACGACCAUGUCCUGUCUGUGGUCUCUAUGGACCAUUGGGGGAGAGAUUACCACCAUGGUGACCAUUCAGAACUCAGCGCCCACAGCAGUCCAGCUUAUCCAGGUUCUGAGCUCACAUCAGCGAGGGGAAGUGCUGGGGACCCUCCACCUUCUUAUGAGGAGGCUGUGGGACAUGCAGAUGUCCAAAUAGAGACAGAGCCUCCUCCACAGUACGAGGACAUUGUCAACACGAGUUCUUCUGGUGGCAACGGUUCCCGUGGGAAGUAAACCAGUCUGUAACUACCACCCCAACAAAGCCCUAACCUUCACUAAGAACCUCUAAUCAUUAAGCAGCGCCACUGUUGUGGUAUCACCAGCCUUCCCUUUUCAACACAAACACUAUUAACUGUGUGCUCAGUGGACUAAUGCAAUUUUUGCUGGGGCCAGCGCAGUUGAAAUUUGCACUAACCUUUUCUCAUGAGGUGAAGUGACAGCAAGAAGAAGCAAAGGAUGAUGCAAUACUAAAACCAAGCGACACCUCUGCUGAUUUUACUCAAGUUGCAUCUUUACUGUCACACCGUAGCAAAUCAUUGAACUUGGGUGGACACAACAAAUGAUGCAUGUGGUAUAAGACAAAAUAAUCGGAUUUGCUGAAUGAAGGACUGCUCUUCUAAAAGGGUUUAUACAGAGGUGGACUGAUGCUUCCCCGAAGGUUUGUGCCAAUUCUUCAGACUAAUGUGACAGAUAACAGAUGGUUCCCCUACUUGAAACAUUAGAAGUAGUUAAUUUGAACAAUGUCGUUUGUUCUGACUUUUUUAUAUUGCACAGUUUACCAAAAAGGAAAAUUAGAAUUCAAGAUAAAGAAAAUGUAAAAGGAGAAAAGUGAGAUAAUGUGAAACUUUACCCAGGGAUAGUUUUUUUUUAUUAUUGUAAAGGGACGUCUGAGACUUAAACAUGCUGUGAAUAAUCAGGCUACAGAAGCCACACGGUCAGCACUGUGUCAAAAAGCAGAUUUGUUGUUUUACUCUAGAGUUAUAGACUAUUAGUGACGUAAUUAGAUUAAAAACAUUUAUCUGAGUAAUUUAUAGAUUUUAAACAUUCUUUUGAUGCAGGUUUUCAUUGUCAAGUUGCCAAAUGGAAGCAUCAAUCCACCUCCAGAUUAUACCCAUGAAUGUUUUCUAGUCAAAAUGUUUAAAACUGAAGAUAAGGCCAUCAGUUAUAAAGAGAGGUGCUGACACGUGCUCAUUGUUGGUGUCAUAUGUCUGUAUAUUUUGUACUGCAUGUAGCUUGGCCAGGAAACCUGGUGUUAUACUGAUCUCAGUUUGGUCCACAUCCACCUCUGAGCUUCCCAGAACCUGCUUUUACUGUGAAUAAUUAUUCUUUACCUUUUCCCCUCAAAGCAAAUAUAACCGUGUUGGGAUGUGACUGAAGAGUCUUCACUGAUAGUACGCUGAGGAUUCUUUGUAUAGGUUUGCAGCUUCACUAUAAAUGUAUAUUGUGGGUUGAGCUGCACAGGAUUGUGGGACAGAGAGCAAUAGAAACUGAAGCUACACAGAAAAAGUUAUCAGAGAAAAGAGAUUCUGUAUCUAACCUCAGAUCAUGUAAAUCAUGUGUAAUGUAUAUAGUAAUCUAUAGUCUGUACGAGUGAAAGUGAGAGAUUGUUUUUCACUGCAGAGGAGUGCAGUGAAUGCAUUGAUACUAGUGUAACUACUUAACAGUAGGUUUGGACUAAAUGAAGGCACUUUGUGUUUAAGCUCAAAAUUUGAGCUGUUGGAUGAAAUUAAGGACCAGUUUGGUUUAACACCGUCGACAUCACUCUAGACCACAACAAUGUCACUGUAAUCCUCUCAGAAGUGCUCAUAAUCUUUAUGCAACGUUGCUGCAUACACUCUAAAAACCAAAUAUAUCUGUCUAACAUUUGUGAAUACUGCUAAAUGUAACAUGUCCUGUCUGCACCUCACACACACACACACACUGAGCACUGACUAUUAUCUUUGACUGUUUUGUGAGUUGACCUGUGAACCUCAGCACUUGCUAUGACCUUUAACCCAGUUGUGCUGGUGGAGGGAGCCAUUUUGGUUAGGUCAGUUGUUGUACUGUUAAUUAUAGAGCUCUUUUUUUUUUUUUUUUCUUUCCUUUUUUUUUUUCUUUUUUUACAAUGCCUUAUCAAACAAAAUGUUCUAUAACAUGAAAAUGCAAGGGAACUUGUUAUAAAUCCUUGAUAUGUGCAAAGCUUGGAUUAAUUUGUAAUAAAAUAUUAAAAAUGUGCCAAAAGUUUCCUCAAUUUUAUUACGCAACCAAGAGAAUAUAAAACUUUAAUUUUCUUUGGCAUUAAAAUUAUUCUGUUUGGCAUUAAAAUUAUUCUGUUCAUCUUUA
Xyrichtys novacula (pearly razorfish) is the source of this 5657-nucleotide messenger RNA. NCBI's taxonomy places the organism in Eukaryota, Metazoa, Chordata, Actinopteri, Labriformes, Labridae. The record is from the annotation of a GenBank genome assembly.